AUGCGAGAUUUUGUCAUUUUUAAUAUGAUAUGACAGAUGUAUCCGCAUUCUAUGAGGUGAUUCCCGGUACACUUCUCUAUUCACUUCACUUACGAACUCGAUUUGAUCUGCAGGUUUCUGAAUGCGUUGUUAUAUUGCACGCGCAGAUCACUGUGUAAUAACACACACUAGGUCACUGUGUAAAAUGUAUAUAUAAUAAAAACAGAAAAAUGAGAAUAAAAAUUAAGUAUAACGAUUUAAUUAAAAUUUUAACAGAAAAAAUGUUGUGACAGAUUAUUCAUAAUUUUAGGAAAAAUGUCUGAACCAGCAUAUUGUUAAGCCAUUAAUAACUCGUUACUGGCCACAAGUCUCCCCUCAAUCAACCACAGGGGGUAUGAAGCAUACUCCCUCUAGUACUGCUGUUCCUCUGCGGGUCGAUGUAAGUACGUGUAUUACGACUAGUACGUGGACCGACGUCUUUAUGUGCCUUCCAAAGCACGGAACCAUCUUCGCAGAAUCACAGCAUUAUUAUAUAGCUUACAAUGUCCUUACCGAACAAAAGACAGUCUCACAAACUGUUUUCGACAAUGACUCAAGGACGCAUCUACUACGAUGUAAUUUUCAUAUAUCUCGGGCGGAUUGGCGCAAGGGAUCGACCACGGAAUAGAAGAAAUAGGUUGGAAGGGCCAAGUGAGCGCUAAACGCGCGCCAUACAAGUAUGAGCACAUAGUUCAUACUUCAAUUUUGCACUCUAUUCGUCCGCUUUACUACUUAUGAAGCUCCGCGAUAGUAUGUUAAAAAGUCAUGAUAGACAUGUAGAAGAAAAAAAAAACAAAUAUCAAACAAAUAUUAAAAAGACAUGAUAGAACAUGUACAAGAAAAAAAAAACAAUGCAAGGAGAUCCCUCCUUAUCAUCAUUAACACUAAUUUAAGAGCCACCCUCUUGUCGGUGUAGCAUUCUCCAUUCUUGUCUAUCAAAGACCACUUCCUUCACUUUCUUAUAAGACACGACGUUCGCCUUCUCUUCAGAAGGCAAUCAGUUCCGUGUAAGCUCUUCCUCUUCAUAUAUAUCAGAAAGCUAAAAACCUUAGUAUGAUCGGCUGUUUAUCAAAAUAAUUCUUUUGUAUUUAGUAUAAUGAAAAGUAAUGAUGGAAUUGUAGCCUAUCACAUAGAAUAUACAUUGCCGGUAAAGUGGCUAUGGAAUUUGAGAAGCAGUAGAACUGUCAUGUUUAUCAGUUUGCAGGAGUAGUAGUAGAAGAUAGCGGGGUUGAACCGGCGACAGCAGUUCUCAUACAAAAUACGCGUUAAUGCCUUUCCAUCAUCUUUCUUCUAUUCCGUGGGAUCGACAUUCCCCUCCUUCAGCGUUUAUAUAUAUGGGUUCGCACUCCGUCGGGAUUCGGGGUAUAAUCCGUUAUGUUGGAUGAAAAAACCUUUUUGGGGAUAAUAGCAAUUUUUUGACUUGAGUUAUUGUACAUUUUGCCUCGGAACACGAGUACUUAGUAGUACGAGUAAGUAACAUCGAACAAAUGGGAAACGCUAAAGAUUCUCACCUGUCUAUUGAUAUAAGUACUUGUGAUAACAAUAUUCUUUCCUCGUUUAUAUUUGGGUAACAAAAGCUUUGGGACCUAUUGUGUUAUUUGAUAAAGUUAAUGGUGCAUGUAGUGCAGUAACGUGUUAACAAAUCAGAUAUUUUUUUUCUGUGACAAGCUUUUGUGACUUUGCAGUACUUUUAGGCGGAUGAGUAGUCUUACAAAAAUAUAUUUACGUAUAUAAUUACUGUAGCUAUGUUAUCAAUUGCAUAAAUAUAUUUUUGAGUAUGACUAUGAAUCUUAGCUUUGAAUAAUAAUACGCGGUAGGCAGUAUUAUUAUCAACAGCUAGUUUAAAUAACAUGUCCGGUGCAUCUGCUAAAAGAUAGACUUUUUGAAUUAUUUAUUUUAUCAGUCGAGUCUACUUGAAUAUUAGCAUUUUUUUAAAUUUCAGUAAGAACAGGUUUUACUUUCCCAAUUUACCAUUUUACUUCCGUAGCGGUUGUUAUCUGGAGGCAAAGAAUAAAAAUAGGCACUUAGGGUUUUGAAUAAAAGCACUGCGUAUCCAUAAAAAGCAAUCAUAAAUCUUUUUCUCUUUGAAUCAAGAUCUUAUCAUAUUAACAAGCAUUAAAGUAUCAAGCAUCAAGCAGCAUCAAGCAUCAAGUAUUUAUUAGCAGGCAUCUAAGCCCAACGUGCAAGAAAUAUUUUUCCCAACACUCCUCAUUCGUCCGGCCAAAUAAGCCACGGUCGAGAAUUGCAUCAUCCUGAAAUAACUAACGCAUGUUCUCGUGAUUGCUCAUAAAUAAUAAGAAAGAAGUAAAGAAGUGCAAGCUGUUAUUGUUCCGCCCUUUGUUCCAUUAAUAAAGCAUUUCUUAACCAUAGUCACAAUACACACAUAUACCUAUAUUAUGAUUAUAAACAUAAUUAUUAUAUAAAUUCAGGAUCUUUUGCCAAUGUUAUAUAUUUCUAGACAAGAGCUAAUUGAAAACGGUAGUAUUAAACUAAUUAGCCAACACCUUCGUAAGAUUGAAUAUGUUAGUAAUGAUGAAUAAACUGUGCCUCCUCGCGCUCAUAGUUCAGUUCACAGCAGCAAAAGUCAACAGCCGCUACUACCCGCGCUUCCACUUAGCACCACCACAUGGAUGGAUGGACGACCCUAAUGGAUUCAGUGUGUACAAAGACGAAUACCAUCUCUUCUACCAAUACAACCCGAACUUCAGCUUCGAACCUGGAAUCCCUCACUGGGGACACGCUAAGAGCAAGGACCUCUUCCACUGGGAACAUCUUCCCAUCGCGAUGUAUCCAGAUGAGGAUUAUGAUAAGGGAGGAGUGUUUUCUGGAAGUGCUUUAGUUGAAAACGAUACUCUGUACGUGAUCUAUACUGGCAAUAUGAACUAUCCGGGUAAGAUACCGGAGUACAAACAUUACCAAGCUUUGGCGUUUAGCACUGAUGGAGUGAAUUUUACAAAACACAAAAACAAUCCAAUAAUUAAAAGUAAAAAACAUCAGCUGAACAUCAAAAAUCCUAAAGUAUGGAAACACAAUGAUACGUAUUACAUGGUGCUGGGAAAUUCCUUCCAGAAUAAUACUUUGGGUCGAGCUCUUCUUUAUACUUCACAAGAUUUGUUUUCUUGGACACGAGCGUCAGUUUUGGAUUACUCUGACGGAUCCGUUGGAAAAUUGUGGGAAUGCCCUGAUUUCUUUAGUCUACAAGGUGCUUUUGUUUUACUUUUCUCAUCGCAUGGCUUUAAACCUCAAGGUGACAAGUACAAAAACGAAUUUCAAACCGGAUAUGUCGUUGGAGAAUUCGAUUACAAAACUAACAUAUUUACUCCAGUUACUGAGUUCAGGCAAUUAGAUUAUGGCCAUGAUUUCUAUGCUGCACAAACUAUGGUUGACAAGAAUAAUCGCAGAAUAAUGAUUGCCUGGUUUGAUAUGUGGGGAGGAAAUUAUCCCGAGGGGGCUGAUGGCUUUACUGGUUUUAUGACUAUUCCACGCGUUUUGUCUCUUACAAAACAGGGACGUUUAGUACAGAAGCCUGUCAAGGAGAUCACAGGAAUGAAGGGCAAGUUGAUACGUUCAGGCAAAGCUGAUAAAGGUACGACUGCGACAUUGACUAAUAAAGCUGGUGAAAUCUAUAUAAAGGCUUCUGGUCAUAAGAGUCUGGAAGUAAUAAUUGAGUCGUCAAAUGUAACUGUGAAGUUGAUUUACAACUCUAUUCAUGGAAGGGUAUCUUUAGAUCGUGGUGGUGUUGAUGGUGUGCGUCGUACCAAGUGGCGUCCGCAUGGUAGGCUCCGUUGGUUGAUUUAUGUGGACGCUAGUUCAGUGGAAUUGUUCUGCGGUGUAGGGGAAGUAACCUUAUCUAGUAGAUUUUUCCCCGAUGGACCGAUUUCGGUGCGGCUGGGGGAUCGGAGCAAAGCAAAAGAGUUCACUGUGCAUGACAUAAAACGCACAAUGCCUAAACCUAACAUUCCCAUGGGCCACAAUCAAAUAAAUUGAUAUACCUAGUUGAUCUGUAGAUGAAUGGCAAUUCUCUAUUGCAUUAAUUAUAAUUUUUUUACUUUUUUAAACGAGUCUUUAUUGCUGUUAAUAAUAUUAUAAAUUAUUGUUCGAAAU
Messenger RNA from Pectinophora gossypiella (pink bollworm), 4122 nucleotides. RefSeq names its product sucrose-6-phosphate hydrolase-like. The transcript has a single exon. The coding region runs from base 2539 to 4005 and encodes 488 amino acids. Gene Ontology annotation, biological process: carbohydrate metabolic process. The record is from RefSeq and is a predicted model, not a curated record. Gene Ontology annotation, molecular function: beta-fructofuranosidase activity. Gene Ontology annotation, cellular component: cytoplasm. NCBI's taxonomy places the organism in Eukaryota, Metazoa, Arthropoda, Insecta, Lepidoptera, Gelechiidae.